AUGCUACCAGAUCCAAUCAAGAGAGUACCGUUGAACCCACCACUCCAACCAGCACCAGACCCAAACCAGAGGGGCGCAAUUGGGCUCCAAAUCAACAAUCUGUUGUUGAAGGUGACCUGGGCUAUCAGAACCGUUGAGAACAUGAUAUCAGGAGUGGGACAUCAUGGAAGAUAUGUCAAGGAUUGUACUACAGGCCCUAAGGAUAGGGGACAAACCAAGGAUUGGCAACGCAAGCUACCCUCAGGAACUACUAAGGCAAGCCUAUCUGGUGCCCCUGUACAUGCCGGAGACCACAGAACAAGCAAUCAACAACCUCAUACUGGGGAUCAAAGAACACUGGUUGACAAUCAGGGGGAACAAGGCAACUUUGAGACAUCACAUGCUGUUGCAGCUCCCAAAUCCAGCAUUGGAGAAGACAAGGCCAAUUCCAAUGAUGGAAGCAAUGGCGGGCCCAAGCCAUCUGCAACAGAGCAAGACAAUCCAGACGUUAGGGAUGCAACCAACCACAUUGCCAAGUGGACAACCCUUGGACCCAACGUCAAGAUGCGCAACGCCGGGAACAGACUCAAGACCCUUGAGCCAGAACAGCCUUGCGUCUCACCACGCAAGCUCAAGCUCAAGCAAUUGUUGGUACGUAGAAGGACUGAUCAAGUCAAAAGGAAAGGGGAAGGGAAGGGCACUGGAGGAGACGGAGAAAAGUGA
This is a messenger RNA of Rhizoctonia solani, 702 nucleotides long. RefSeq lists its product as uncharacterized. The transcript has 2 exons. Bases 1 to 702 code for a protein of 233 amino acids. Lineage: Eukaryota; Fungi; Basidiomycota; Agaricomycetes; Cantharellales; Ceratobasidiaceae. The record is from RefSeq and is a predicted model, not a curated record.